AAAGUGUUCAAACAAUUCCAUAUAACACAGAUGACUAUUUUUUAUUAAAAACAUCAAAUUAUUCUAAUCAUUUUUUAAUCCAAAUUUAACUUCAAAAUUGAAAUGUUCCGUCUGGUAAAACCUCCUUCAACAUCAUCUUUCUCACAAAUUAAUGCCAACUUCCUUACUAAUCAACGUCAUAUUCCUCACCAAUUCAUUUACGUUUAAUCAUUUACCAUUUAUGUCACUCUCGAAACAAAAACUACUCGCUGGUCAAAACCAAAAAUGCAAAAUUUUAAUGAAACUUAUUUUUUAAUUUUUUUUUAUUUUAGCAAUGACCCAAUAUUUUUCUACUUAAUUCCUCCCUCUUUAUAAAUAGACCAACAUCUCCAACUUAUUCAUAUUUUACAUACCAACUCUCAAAACACCUCUACUAGUUUACUCCAACAUUCCUCACACCACUUACCAUUCAAACUUCCAAGCCAUCAACACUCAAACCCGACCCGUUUAAAUCAAAGCCCGAUGGGCUUCCCAACCGGGUAUGCCCAACAAUUCCUCAUCAAUUCCCUUUCUCUCUUCAAUCUCCUUAAACCUUUCAUCCUCAAUCUCUCAAGAUUCUCGGGUCUCUCCCAUUUUCUCGAACCCGAGAUCUUCUGUCCCGAACCCGGGCCCGAAUCCAAGCCCGCAACUGCCACCAUUAUCCAAGAAAUGCUACCCGUGAUGAAGUUCAACGACGUCGUACGUUCAUGUUCACCCGGGUCAAACGAGCCCGAGCAAUGCGCGGUUUGUUUGUAUGAUUUUCGAGAUCACGAGGAGAUCCGACGGCUGACAAAUUGCGGGCAUAUAUUUCAUAGAGUGUGUGUGGACCGUUGGAUGGAUCAUGAUCAGAUUACGUGUCCUCUUUGUAGGACACCCUUUGUGCCAGAUGAGUUGAUGGAGGUUUUUCAUGAAAAGCUUUGUGCUGCUUCUGUUUCUGCUAUUCCUGAAUUUGGUGGGGAGUUUUCUGUAAUUAAUAAUUUCUUAUAGAUUUUUGGUUUACUUUUUAUUUUCUUAGAUUUUUCUUUUAGGUGUAUGAAUAUGAAAUGAACUUAUAAUUGUACAACUGUAUAUAGUAAUCAGAGUUCUUAUCUGUUAAUUAAGGCUAAGAACAUUCAAUUUUGGUAAUUGUAGGGUAUGAUUAGUUAAUUAUAGGGUAUCAUUGAUAGUAUAUCACCAUAUGACCAUAGUGUUAGAUUCCUGCAUUAAGGAUUGGGAAUUGAAGCAUUAAAUAUAGAUAUUGUACUACUUUCGUUUCUACCGGUUCUUCCUGUUCGAUUCUUUUUUACGAGUACUUUUUUUUUUACUCGCGUUCUUUUACUAUGAGACAUUGAUCAUUGUUAAAAAAAGAGAAUUUUUAGGCCUUGUUUGUAUAACAACAUAAAACGGGGGAAGUGAAAGUUUACGAGAUUUGAUAAAUUAAGGACUUGUUUAGUUGACACAAAAAAGCAAAAAUGAGGAAAUUGGAAAUUUAUGGGAAUUUAAACUUUCCACAAAACAA
Chenopodium quinoa (quinoa) is the source of this 1516-nucleotide messenger RNA. Its product is annotated as E3 ubiquitin-protein ligase RHA1B-like. Bases 502 to 1005 code for a protein of 167 amino acids. The transcript has a single exon. Gene Ontology annotation, molecular function: ubiquitin protein ligase activity. The record is from RefSeq and is a predicted model, not a curated record. Lineage: Eukaryota; Viridiplantae; Streptophyta; Magnoliopsida; Caryophyllales; Amaranthaceae. Gene Ontology annotation, biological process: protein ubiquitination.